CUUAGUUUUCGACAUACUGUCAUGGGUCUUCAGGAAGAGCAAACGACCUCGCACGCCUUUGUAUUAGCGCUGCUAAAUAAUCUAGAGGCUCACGCUUCGACACCAAAGGAAUUGGAGAUCGUCGUGGAGCAGAUUUUGCCUGUCCUGGUACCAGCCAUUGUGCACUUGCUCAAGGCUGUAGAGGCCAGUGAGGAGCGGGACGAAGACAGCGAAGAUGUGGGUCCUCCGAUUCGACCUUUAGACCACCUCGCUCGGUUCAUGCUGCGCCGGAAUCCUCGGCACAACGACUCUACGGCUGAAAUGAUAGAACUUCAGGCGCUGGCGCGAAGAGUUUUACGGAAGUAACCCCGGCAGUUUUACAACACACUUGAUAGGUUCUCUCGAUAUGCGUUGAAUUUAAGCAUCAUGCAAGAAUACGUACUUCGAGUAUUAUUCUCUUUGCACUGGUAUCGCUGCUGCACAGUCGACGUCUUACGAU
Molecule: messenger RNA, 478 nt
Organism: Phytophthora nicotianae INRA-310
Lineage: Eukaryota; Oomycota; Peronosporomycetes; Peronosporales; Peronosporaceae
Exons: 3
Coding region: 22-345 (107 amino acids)
Source: RefSeq, a predicted model, not a curated record